This is a messenger RNA of Eubalaena glacialis (North Atlantic right whale), 3921 nucleotides long. RefSeq names its product protein WWC3-like. NCBI's taxonomy places the organism in Eukaryota, Metazoa, Chordata, Mammalia, Artiodactyla, Balaenidae. The transcript has 17 exons. Bases 17 to 2629 code for a protein of 870 amino acids. The record is from RefSeq and is a predicted model, not a curated record. Gene Ontology annotation, biological process: cell migration; regulation of DNA-templated transcription; regulation of hippo signaling. Gene Ontology annotation, cellular component: cytoplasm. Gene Ontology annotation, molecular function: kinase binding; molecular adaptor activity.
CGAGUCCUGGCCGGGCAUGGCCGAGGCCGACAGGGACCGGCUGCAGCUCAUCAAGGAGAAGGAGGCCCUGCUUCAGGAGCUGCAGCUCAUCAUCCAGCAGAGGAGGCCGGCGGAGGACGUGGCCCGGCUGGAGGAGGAGCGGCGGCGCCUGGAGGAGGAGAUCCAGCGCUCCCGGGCCACGUCCGUGCAGGGCGCCACGGAAAGGAUUCUACUUCAGGAAAAAAGAAACUGUCUCCUGAUGCAGCUGGAAGAAGCCACCUGCCUAAUGUCCUAUCUCCAGUCCCAGUUACAAAGCCUGUCCGCCAGCACCCUGACCGUCUCCUCGGGGAGCAGCCGCGGCUCCCUGGCCUCCAGCCGCGGCUCCCUGGCCUCCAGCCGGGGCUCCCUGAGCUCCGUCAGCUUCACCGACAUCUACGGCCUCCCGCAGUACGAGAAGCCCGACGCCGAGGGCGGCCCGCUCCUGCGCUUCGACCUCGUCUCCUUCGACUCCCUGCGCCGGGACGCCCCCUUGGCGGAGGCCCCGGGCCCCGCGGGCCUCCACAAACACACGCGCUCCCUGGACACGCCGCAGUCCCUGGCGUCCCUGUCCUCGCUGUCCCCGCCCAGCUCGCGCUUGGACACGCCCUUCCUCCCGGCCUCGCGAGACUCGCCCCUGGCCCAGCUCGGGGACGCCUUCGAGGUGGCGGGCCUGGGCGCCCUGGACAGGCUGCGCGCUCAGGCCUCCGCCUUGGGGGACGAAGACCCGCCGGGCGCGGCGUCCCUGCCGCCGCACGGGUGCCCCGGGGACGGGGAAGGACCUCGCGAGCGAGGACCCCAAGCGGCUGCCGCUCCCACGGCUGCACGUACCAAACUGAGGGAAGACAGCGCCCAGAGGCUGGAGCGGAGAGCGUGCUGCGUGUCUGCCUGCCUGUCCGAUUACUCGCUGGCCAGCGACAGCGGCGUGUUUGAACCUGCCACCAAAAGGAGUGAGGAUGCCGACGAGCCUGUGCCUGGAGACGCUUGCGGUAACGAGGGGCCCCAGAUCCAUGUUGGAUUUUUGCACGACAGUGCCAGCGAGUGUCUCCUCGUGAACGUGCUCCAACUGAAGAACUUUGCCGGGCUGGUGGUGAAGGAAGACUGCAAAAUGGAGAAGGAAAUCUGUGUUGUCUCCGGUGGGGAGAUGGGUGCCCGAUGGGGGUGUGAGGUCCCACUUACCCUGGCGGGUGAACCCACCUGUGAUGGGUGCUCAGGCCUGACGGUGCCUUCCCCUUCCGUGAGUCGUCUUUGUAAACUGGCCUCCCGAAGGCCUUGGAAGCAGCCUGGUGUUCAGCGGCUGAGGGUUCGCCCUGAUGGUGUCAGUUCUUCGGACUUUCUUUUGGUGUUUAAUGAAGUUUUCAAAAUCCCUGUGCAGUCAAACAUGGUGAUGUUGGAGUCCCUUCAGUUAUACAUGUGCUCAGUGAAUCCGCAGCUGCAGGAAGAACUGCUGGGCAUUGCUCAGAUUAACUUGGCUGAUUACGAUGGUUCGAGCGAGAUGCAGCUGCGCUGGUACUCGGUGCAGGUGUUCACCGGCCCCGAGCCGCCCCGGCGGGAGGACGAGCGGCUGGGGCACAGCGACUUCUGGGACCCUGCACACACCACGUCUGGAAAGACAGACGCGGUGACGGUGCUGCUGGCGAGAACCACGGCCCAGCUGCAGGCGGUGGAGAGAGAGCUGGCCGAGGAGCGGGUGAAGCUGGAGUACACGGAGGAGGAGAUCCUGGAGAUGGAGCGCACGGAGGAGCAGGCCGAGGCCGUGUCCGAGAGGAGUUGGCAAGCCGACUCGGUGGACAGUGGCUGUAGCAGCUGCGCCCAGACCAGCCCCCCGCACCCAGAGCCCUGCUGCGUUGCUGUCAGCUCCAUCCACGGACACACGUUUGCUGGCCAGGCAGACCCUUACGGCCCCGAGAAACUUCAGCCCCCGCCUCUGAAGGUUGAUAAGGAAACCAACACAGAAGAUCUCUUCCCGGAAGAGGUGGCGAGUCUGCCGAAGGAGAGGCCCGGCCGCAGGGCCCGCGGCUCGCCCUUCUCGCGGAGCAGCACCCUUGUGCGUUCCCAGACUUUCUCGCCCGGAGCACGAAGCCAGUACGUCUACAGACUUUAUCGUAGUGACAGCGACAGUUCAGCGCUGCCCCGGAAGUCCCCCUUUGUCCGAAACACUUUGCAAAGACGAACCCUUCGCUAUAAGGAGCCCUGCAGGUCCUCCCGGGCGGCGCUGGCGGCGCGCACGUCCCGGGACCUGGAGCUGGACCUCCAGGCGUCGCGGACGCGGCAGCGGCAGCUGAACGAGGAGCUGUGCGCCCUGCGCGAGCUGCGCCAGCGCCUGGAGGACGCCCAGCUCCGCGGCCACGCCGGGCCCCCGGCCUGGCUGCUGCGCGACGAGCGCUUCCGGAGCCUGCUGCGGGAGGCCGAGAGGCAGACGAGACAGACCCAACUUGACUUCCAUCAAGAACAGGCAGCUGAGCAGAUGCUGAAGAAGGCCUCCAAAGGGGUGUGCCAGCUGCGCGGGCAGAACCUCAAAGAGCCCAUCCAAGUGCAGGCGUUCAGGGAGAAGAUAGCAUUUUUUACAAGACCAAGGAUUAACGUACCUCCUCUGCCCGCCGACGAUGUUUGAUGUAGUGCUUUGUACACAUGAAGUAUUUAUCUGCCUGUUUUAUUUUCAUGAAGUUCUUAGACUAGCUAAAUUUGUCUUUAAAAUAUUUGUGCAAAGCUAUUAAUAUACACAUUUUGUAAAAAAUAAAUAAAAACAAAACACAUAUAUCUAUACAUAUAUAUUUUAUAAUAGUGACGGCAACAGGGCUUGGUUUUUCCUUGUUGUGAAAUUGACAUCUCUGAAGACAGGUUAUUUUAUAAGAGAUCAAUUAUCAUGUUAAGAGUGUACAGUUUUUACGCUGUUUUAUUUGACUUAAAGGCUGGAAGACAGAAACGAAGUGAGUUCAGGCAAAUUCACUGUAUUGUAAUUUAUUUAUAGUACUUUUUUUUUCCUUGAAGGAAAAUACUGACUUUAAGAUGUAUUUUAAGACUGAAAUUUUGUUCUUCAGUAUUUGUCAUGCGGUAGAAUGGAACUUUGGGGCCGGUUUUGUGUCUGACAUCGGAAAUGCAAACACUAUGUGCUGAACUCGUCACUCGCCCCGUUUCUCCUGUGUGCAUUUAUCAUGUAUAUUGUACACUUUGGCACCCUUUGUGUUCUGUUAAGAUGCCACCUUAGGGGCUCAGUCCUAAGUCAGUGCGGGGUGCGCGUUGCGGAGCUCGGUCUUCCUCGCGGGCUGGGCACCCAUAGCCCCUGGUUUCCGUGCACCUUUCCGUGCCCACCCCGGGUCUGAGGCCGGUCACGGAGCCCCCGGCAGCGGCAGCCGCACAGCCCGCCCUCACCCGGCCACGGCAGCCCCGCCUGCCUUUUCAGUCCGCCCCAUCUGAUCCUGACUGACAAGGAGGGCAGUGGUGGAGCUUCUGCUCUGCUGCUCUGCCCUGCAGGAAAGUGAAAAGAGAAGAAGGAAGGUGCGUUUUCACUGAGUCACUGGAUCCGCUGAUGGAUAGAGCAGGCACGGCAUGGACACGAUAACCUUUGAAGGCGCUUUUUUGAGGAAGCCAGCUUCCGUGGGAACUCCAAGUACCCGGCGAGUCACUCACAGGAGAGCGUGUGCUUUCGAUCAGAGGGCCCCCGCCCCAUACUGGAGUCUUCCCAACAUUUCUUAAGAAAUCUUAGAACUAGCUCAUGAGGAAAAAUAUUUUUAUUCAAUAAAAGGAUACAACUAUUCUUUUGAAUUGCCAAGUGAUAUAAAUAUUUUGCCUUAUAUAUACUUACUAUAUUUAAAAUGCACUCUUCUUCAUGAAGCUUUGGAUGAGUAAACAAGAUCAGUCACAAAAUGUGAAAGAAAGAAAAUACAACUCUUCCUGUAACUUUCU